Messenger RNA from Crotalus tigris (Tiger rattlesnake), 4332 nucleotides. RefSeq names its product zinc finger protein 91-like. The transcript is spliced from 3 exons. The record is from RefSeq and is a predicted model, not a curated record. NCBI's taxonomy places the organism in Eukaryota, Metazoa, Chordata, Lepidosauria, Squamata, Viperidae. Gene Ontology annotation, biological process: regulation of transcription by RNA polymerase II. The coding region runs from base 568 to 2973 and encodes 801 amino acids. Gene Ontology annotation, molecular function: DNA-binding transcription factor activity; RNA polymerase II cis-regulatory region sequence-specific DNA binding.
CUUAUACCGGGGUGGGUCCUCCAGAGAGCCCCAAGAUUCCUUGCCGUCCUGCCGCGGUCGCCAGAUAAUUGUAGUGGAAAACCACAAUACUUACAUCAGAAGACAAGACCACGAAGGGCUGGAGAAAACAGCAGGUGGCACUGGGAAAAGUGGACAGAGAUCCAGUUGUUAGAUACUUCAAUAGGAGGUCCCCUCAGAGGAACCAGGAGAGACUCUUCAAGUGCUCUGAGUGCGGGAUAUCCUUUGCUCACAAAUCCCUCCUUUUGAUUAACCGGAAGCUGGACAUGAGGAAUGGAUCCCAUCUGUAUUUGAAGUGUGCAAACUCGUUUCGUGGUUGUGAAGCUUUGCCAAGCAUCUCCAGAGCCACCCCAGACUGAAGCCCUACAAAUGUGGAGAGUGUGGGAAGCAUUUUGCUAAAGGCUGGGACAUCAGAGCUCCUUAGUGUAUCCACCAGGGAAAGAGACCUCAGGAAGGCCUCAGUGUUUUUCCAGGCCUUAGAACAGCCCAACUGAAGAGAAACCCUGCAAUUGUGUGCAAUGUGGGCUUUGCUUUUCUCAAAACUCAGAGAUGUUUAAACAUCAACAAAUCCACACUGGACAAAAACCUUAUCAACGUCUGGAAUGUGGGAAAUCUUUUGUUCGAAAAAGAAGUGUCAAGAUCCAGAGGAAAAUUCACAUGGAAAUAAAACCUUAUAAAUGCUUAGAGUGUGGGAAAUGUUUCACUCGGAGUUCGUCUCUUUGCAAUCAUAAUAAAACACACACAGAGGAGGAAAGCAGAACGUGCCUAGAAUGUGGGAAAUGUUUUUCCCGCAAAUCAUCCCUGCAGCGACAUCAGCGAAUCCACACUGGGGAAAGACCCCAUGAAUGCCCAGAAUGUGAGAAACGAUUUGGGAGUUCUUCCACACUUCGGAGACACGAAAAGACGCACACGGGAGAAAAACUCUAUAAAUGUAACGAUUGUGAGAAAUGUUUUUCUCAAAAGGGACAUCUUUUUCGACAUCAGAUCAUCCACACAGGGGAGAAACCCUAUCAGUGCAUCGAGUGUGGGAAGUUUUUUUAUAUGAUAGCAACCCUCAGACAUCAUGAGAAAAUUCACAGAGGGGAAAAAAAAUUCAAAUGUUUAGACUGUGGUAGAGCAUUUAUUUGUUCAUCUUAUCUUAGACGUCACUGGCAAGUCCAUAUAGGAGAGAAGCCCCGUAAAGGCUCAGUGUGUGAGAAAUCUUUCAUUCAGAAAGGCAGACUUUUGAUACAUCAGAGAACCCACAGUGGAGAGAAACCACAUAAAUGUCCAGAGUGUGGGAGAUGUUUCUCCCAAAGAACACACCUAAUUCGACAUGAGAGACUUCACACCGGAGACAGGCCCUAUCAAUGCCCAGAAUGUGACAAGCGAUUUGUGGAGUCUGCUGAACUCCGGAGACACCAGAGGGGGCACACAGGAGAGAAGCCCUACAAAUGUGGAGAGUGUGCGAAAUGUUUUGUCACAGCAACACUGCUUCGGGUUCAUGAGAGAAUCCACACAGGAGAGAAGCCCUAUAAAUGUGGGGAGUGUGGGAAAAGUUUUCCCAGAGCAACACUGCUUCGGGUUCAUGAGAGAAUCCACACAGGGGAGAAGCCCUAUAAAUGUGGGGAGUGUGAGAAAUGUUUUUUCACAGCAAGAUUGCUUCGGGUUCAUGAGAGAAUCCACACAGGGGAGAAGCCGUAUAAAUGUUUGGAGUGUGGCAAAUGCUUUUCCCGGAAAGAACACCUUGGACGUCAUGAAAAGAUCCAUCAAAGAAUGAAAACAUCAACAAAUCCACAUUGGACAAAAACCUUAUCAAUGUCUUUUGUUCGAAAAACAAGUCCCAAAAUCCACGGGAAAAUUCACAUGGAAAUAAAAACAUAUAAAUGCUUAGACUGUGGAGAAUGUUUUACUCGGAGUUCAUCUCUUUGCAAACAUACUAAAACACACAAACAAGAGGAAAGCAGAACGUGCCUAGAAUGUGGGAAAUGUUUUUCCAGCAAAUCAGCCCUGCGGCGACAUCAGAAAAUCCACACUGGAGAAAAACCUUAUCAAUGUCUGGAGUGUGGGAAAUGUUUUUCCAUCAAACCAGCCCUGCAGCAACAUCAGACAGUCCAUACUGGGGAGAGACCCCAUGAAUGCCCUGAAUGUGAGAAACGAUUUGGGAGUUCUUCCAGACUUCGGAGUCACCAAAAGACACACACGAGAGAAAAACUCUAUAAAUGUAACGAUUGUGAGAAAUGUUUUGCUCUAAAGAGAAAUCUUUUUCGACAUCAGAUAAUCCACACAGGGGAGAAACCCUACCAGUGCAUCGAGUGUGGAAAAUUUUUUCGGACGAUAUCGCACCUCGGAUAUCAUAAGAAAAUUCACAGAGGAGAAAAAAAAUACAAAUGUUUAGACUGUGGAAAAGCAUUUAUUCAUUCAAAUCAUCUUAGAAGUCACUGGCAAGUCCAUACAGCAGAGAAGCCCCAUAAAUGCUCAGUGUGUGAGAAAUCAUUCAUUCGGAAAGACAGACUUUUGAUACAUCAGAGGACCCACAGUGGAGAGAAACCGCAUAAAUGUCCGGAGUGUGGGAGAUGUUUCUCCAUGAGGUCACACCUAACUCGACAUGAGCGACUUCACACCGGAGACAGGCCCUAUCAAUGCCCAGAAUGCGACAAGCGAUUUGUGGAGUCUUCUGAACUCCGGAGACACCAGAGGGGGCACACAGGAGAGAAGCCCUAUAAAUGUGGGGAGUGUGCGAAAUGUUUUGUCACAGCAACACUGCUUCGGGUUCAUGAGAGAAUCCACACAGGGGAGAAGCCCUAUAAGUGUGGGGAGUGUGCGAAAUGUUUUUUCACAGCAACACUGCUUCGGGUUCAUGAGAGAAUCCACACAGGGGAGAAGCCGUAUAAAUGUUUGGAGUGUGGCAAAUGCUUUUCCCGGAAAGAACACCUUGGACGUCAUGAAAAAGUCCAUCAAAGAAUGAAGCCAUAAAGAUUCAUAAAGUAUAGAAAUUUUGUUUUGCUCAAAAGGGAGAUAUCAGAAAAGUGACAUGGGAAAAGGUCUAACAGGCCCUGAUGAUGGAACAGUUUUUCAUAGUUGUUCAACCCUUAGAAGUCAUGUAAGAGUUUCUAAAAAGAUGGGGGGGGGGUUAGAAACUCUUAGAUCCUGAGAGAGCAUUUUUUAUCAAUCAUCCCUUUAAAACCAUACUCUAAUCCAUAUAGUUAAGAUGCAGCAUAAAUGUUUGGAGUGUGAUGUAUGUUUAGCCUGAAAGAAUACUCUUUUUCAGCAUCAGUGAAUUCUUACUGAAGAGAAACUUUAUCAGGGCUUAGGGUGUGGGAAAGGUUUUUAUCUGACAAUCAGGCCUUCAGAUGCCUAUGAAAAUUCCACACAGGAGAAAAACCUUAACAAGCAUGUAGCGUGAGAAAACCUUUCCUUCCCAAUUGGAACAUUUUGCCUCCUGGAGUUUGUCCAUUUGAAAUUGCCUCCUUGGAAAUUUUCUUGCCAACUUAAAAACUUUAUAAUUUUUUUUUAAAAAAAUUAAUUUAAAACUUGGCCCCAGGGAAAGUCUCUCCGUUCCCCGGGUCCGACUUUCUUCUGUUUGUGGGCCCGUUUGGGCCGAAUGCGGCUUCAGAGAGGUGCCCACUGAAGGGCGAACCUUUGAGGACCGCCGGUCUGUUGAAGUCAAAGCAGGCCCUGGAAUCAGCAGAAGAAAGGCGGACCGCAUUCAUGCGAUCCGCCAUUAACAGCUGAUCGUCGGGGACGGAGAAGCAGGGCAGAUUGACAGCAAGCAGCUGAGCCGGGUGAGAAUACGCUCUUUCUUCUUGAUGAAGGUGGAUUUUUUUUUCUUAAAUAGCCUGCUUUUAGCCUGAGCAGGAAGCCUUUAGGGAGGGGGUGGAGUUUUUUCCUCCCUCCUGUAUACAAACGGCAGUUUAAGCUCUCAACACACUAAACUGUGUUCAGCAGGUCAGCGGUUCAAAUCUCACCGGCUCAAGGUUGACUCAGCCUUCCAUCCUUCCGGGGUAGGUAAAAUGAGGACCCAGAUUGUUGGGGGGCAAUGUAAAAUAUAUAUAUAUACAUUGCUUACUGGUGUACACCGCUUAGAGAGUACUUGCACUUAAAGCGGUAUAUAAGUCUCAUAAAUAAAUAAAUAAAGCUCUCUAAGUCUUAAUAGGAACCUGGGAAGCUUGCUUUUCAAGGACACCUUUUUUUCUUUCUGCUUUAAUUCGGAGAGCCAUUGUAAUCAUAUUUGUUACUUUCAAAACUCUAUGAGCUUUUUUUCCUUCACUCUGGACUGCCUUUUUUUUUUUUCUACCUAAGUGCUGGGAACACAUUGAAAACUUUUUUUCUCUC